This is a messenger RNA of Paramecium primaurelia, 1498 nucleotides long. The record is from the annotation of a GenBank genome assembly. NCBI's taxonomy places the organism in Eukaryota, Ciliophora, Oligohymenophorea, Peniculida, Parameciidae.
AUGGCAUUUAUAUAACCCUGUCCUUGGUAAUUUAAUCUAGCUUCAUUUGACUUACAUCAUAAGGAAGGUUUAGAUAUUACUCUUGGCAAUUUGUCUUUGCUAGAGUAAGCAACGAAUAUUACAGAAGAAAAGUUAGAUUAUCGUGUUAAUCUAGUGAAAGCAAGAAUUCAAUAAUUAGCAGAAGUAUUUAUAUAUUUUCAAUAAUAGCGCAUUAAUGUUUGUAAUGCUAAGUUGAAUCAUCUAUAAAAUUGUCCUUAAGCGAUAGUAUUUCAAUCUCCUAGUAAGUUUGUUAAGAAAUAUGAAUUCGAUCCUACAAACAAGCAAUCCAUAUUUUCAGAAUGUUAUAAUAAACCAAUUAUACCAAUCUAUGAACCAUAUAAAUACAUCAGAUUGGCCAAUGAAUAAGGCUAUUAAGGAAAAGCACCAGACAAUAUUGAUAGAGUAGCAACAAUUCAAAUGGCAUAUGGAAAAUUCACUUAAAAAGGGAAAACUAUUUUUGAAGGAGAAAGAGCCAUAUCAAAAAGAUAAAUCUAAGGUUAUGGCACAGUUCCAAGAAAACUCAAAUAUGUAGAUGGCUUAUCUGUUUUUAACUAAUUAAUUAACCCAUAUACCCAUCAUACUUUUGAUGCUCGUGAAGUAUUUCCUGAACCAGCAGUAAGAUUAUUAUUAUAAUAUUUAAGAAACAAGAGAAUAAAAGAAAAAAGUAAUAAGCAGAUGAUGAAUAAGUAACUAUGGCUGAUGCACCAAAUACAAUAGGUGAUACAAUUACAAAAUAUGGAGAAGAAUCAUAUUCUUAUGUUCCAUCUAAUAAACCAAUAGCUUAAUUAAAAGUUGAUGCAAAACUUAAUUUGGCAGGAAUUGUUGACUAUGAUCCUGAUAAUGAUGAUUUAGAUUUUUUCAAUCCAUCCACAUAAUAAAGAAAUAAAAAACCAGUGGCUCCUAGUAUUGCUCCUGCACAACCACCUCCAUAAAUUUAAUAAACACAGUAAUAGUAAUAUUAAUAAUAUUAAUAACAAUCAUAAUAAUAAUAAAUAUAAUAACCUCCACCCUAAUAAUAAUAGAAUAAAAGUGCACCUCCUCCACCACCGCCUCCGCCACCUCCUCCUCCUAAAGGUGCUCCACCACCUCCUCCACCACCUCCACCACCUCCUCCACCACCUCCUCCCCCACCUCCUCCUGGGUAAUUACCACCACCACCACCACCAAGUGGAUCCAGAUCUAAGUUGCUAGAUGAUUUAAAUACUGAUAAUCCAUUAGCUAGAUUGAAACCGGUAAAUAAAAACAAAGCAGUAGAAUAACAAAAAGCAUAAAUCAAAGCUCCAGAAAUGAAUCACAUGGAUAUUUUAAAAUAAUAAAUUGCUUAAAGGUAAACUAGAUUAACAAUAAUUAUAGAUAUUAGGAUUUGAAUAGAUAACCAACUAGAACAACUAAAACAAUGAGAACAUAAAUCAUUGGUUAGAGAGUCGAUGAUAGUGAUUAUUCUGAGCAUAGCGAUUGA